Messenger RNA from Lutra lutra (Eurasian river otter), 7380 nucleotides. It is a transcript of the gene SLC24A4, whose product is annotated as solute carrier family 24 member 4. Gene Ontology annotation, biological process: calcium ion transmembrane transport; sensory perception of smell; intracellular calcium ion homeostasis. The transcript has 21 exons. Gene Ontology annotation, cellular component: membrane. The record is from RefSeq and is a predicted model, not a curated record. Lineage: Eukaryota; Metazoa; Chordata; Mammalia; Carnivora; Mustelidae. Gene Ontology annotation, molecular function: calcium channel activity; calcium, potassium:sodium antiporter activity. Bases 1004 to 2773 code for a protein of 589 amino acids.
GAAGAGAAUCGAUUUUCUUUGUGCCACGCAGUUUGUGAGAAAGCCUGGGCCAGAACAAGGGCGUGUCCGGGAACUGCAAAUGCUUUCCCCCGCGUGCUCUUGGCAGACACUGUUGGUCCAUCCUGCUCUUCUUCCACCUCAAGCCUACUCUCGCUCUGCUCCAUCGUAGCAUGAUGCACUGGGAAGUCACUGCCAGCUGGUCGGAAAUGGCGUGUCAGAUGAAGUUCUGUUGCCUUUCCCACGGAACCAGUGCUAGAUCCAGUCCUGCACAAGGAAUGGCCUGAGCGUGGGUCACUCGUAGGUUCCAGAAGCCAGGAGAUCCAAGAACUAGGAAGACCAAGCAGGAGGAAGGCGACUCAGUGAGCAUCGUCUGCCUGCCAGACACGACGGAGGUCUACAUUCCUGGGAAGGCUCCAGCUCUGGACUUCUGAAUCAGCAGCAGAGAGCAAAUCUUGCCAUCCAGGGAACUGACGAGUUCUCCUGGGCAAGAGAGAAAAAAGUGAGGAAGACAAGCCCAGGACAGAAGCCCAGAGGGCUGAGGGAAGAGCCAGUAAGAGAAGGAAGAGAAAACCCAGAAGCACACACCGUCCAGAAAGUUAUGGAUGUGACUAUCAAUAGAAAGGUUCCUUGGCUGGAGUUCUAUAAAUUACAUCAACGAAAGACAAAUUAACAAGAGGAAGACAAGCAGAAGUUUAUGAACACAUGCGUCACUGAGCCUUCCUAUCAAAACAGCCACAACCAUUUGACAUUAUGAAGAGUCUCCCAGCUACGUCCCAUCAGAGGAAAGCAGCGUCACAGAGGGGAUACUCUGAAUCUGGUGGCAUUGAAGGCAGACCAAGGGCCUGAGAUAAACCCAGACAUGUAUUUUCCAUUCGUUCCCUGGCCCUGUUGACUUAGAAAAUGCUCCUGAAUGCUUUGAAUCUGAAAGGUACCUCUUACUUGUGUGCUACUACACUAGACUAACACACACACAGUUAUCUCUCUGCUUAGACCAAGAUGAAUCAUGCCGAUGGUGACCAGCUCGAGGCACCGAGGGCAUAAAACAGCUUCUGCUAACAAACAUGUUCUACCAGACACAUGGAGAAGUAGAAAGCUGAUGGCACCCGUGAAUGGGACUCAGACAGCAAAGAAUUGCACAGAUCCUGCGAUUCAUGAGUUCCCUACAGACCUGUUCUCCAACAAGGAGCGACAACACGGAGCUGUCCUGCUGCAUAUCCUCGGUGCUCUGUACAUGUUCUAUGCCUUGGCCAUAGUCUGUGAUGACUUUUUUGUUCCGUCUCUGGAGAAGAUCUGCGAAAAGCUCCAUCUGAGUGAAGAUGUGGCGGGAGCCACUUUCAUGGCCGCAGGAAGCUCCACGCCCGAGCUGUUUGCCUCUGUUAUUGGCGUGUUCAUCACCCAUGGAGACGUUGGCGUUGGGACCAUUGUGGGAUCUGCGGUGUUCAACAUCCUGUGUAUAAUCGGUGUUUGUGGAUUAUUCGCGGGGCAGGUGGUCCGUCUGACGUGGUGGGCUGUGUGCCGAGACUCCGUGUACUAUACCCUCUCUGUCAUCGUGCUCAUUGCUUUCAUAUAUGACGAAGAAAUUGUGUGGUGGGAAGGACUGGUUCUCAUCAUCUUGUACGCGUUUUACAUUCUGAUCAUGAAGUACAAUGUGAAGAUGCAGGCCUUUUUCACCAUCAAACAAAAGACCAUUGCCAAUGGCAAUACCGUCAACAGCGAGCUGGAGGAUGGUAAUGAUUACUGUGAUAGUAGCUCUGACGAUCCCUCCAUGCCGUUGCUGAGGCGAGUGAAGGAGGAGCCUCAGUACAGCAAAAACCCAGUGGUGAUGGUGGACGAGGUCAUGAGCUCCAGUCCUCCCAAGUUCAGCUUCCCGGAGGCAGGCUUACGCAUCAUGAUCACCAACAAGUUUGGGCCCAGGACCCGACUGCGGAUGGCCAGCAGGAUCAUAAUUAAUGAGCGGCAGAGACUGAUCAACUCAGCGAACGGUGCCAACAGCAAGCCACUUCAGAACGGGAGACAUGAAAACAUUGAGAAUGGGAAUGUUCCUGUGGAAAACCCCAGCGACCCGCAGCAGGAGCAGGAGCCACAGCCCCCACCGCCGCCGCCUCCCCCAGAACCAGAGCCAGUUGAGUCUGCCUUCCUGUCCCCCUUCUCCAUGCCUGAGGCAAGAGGGGACAAGGCCAAGUGGGUAUUUACCUGGCCACUCAUCUUCCUCCUGUGCAUCACCAUCCCCAACUGCAGCAAGCCCCGCUGGGAGAAGUACUUCAUGGUCACCUUCAUCACCGCCACGUUGUGGAUCGCUGUCUUCUCCUAUCUGAUGGUGUGGCUGGUGACUAUUAUUGGGUACACGUUUGGGAUCCCGGAUGUCAUCAUGGGCAUUACUUUCCUGGCAGCAGGCACGAGUGUUCCAGACUGCAUGGCCAGCUUAAUUGUGGCAAGACAAGGCCUUGGUGACAUGGCAGUCUCAAACACCAUAGGAAGCAACGUGUUUGACAUCCUAGUGGGACUUGGCAUACCGUGGGGCCUGCAGACCAUGGUCAUUAACUAUGGGUCCACGGUGAAGAUCAACAGCCGGGGUCUGGUCUAUUCCGUGGUGCUGUUGCUGGGCUCUGUCGCUCUCACAGUCCUCGGCAUCCACCUCAACAAGUGGAGACUGGACCGGAAGCUGGGUGUCUGCGUGCUGGCCCUCUAUGCCGUCUUCUUAUGCUUCUCCAUAAUGAUAGAGUUCAAUGUCUUCACCUUCGUCAACUUGCCCAUGUGCCGAGAAGACGAUUAAAGGCACUGCCUCCCCAUCCCCUGCCCCGGGAGCUGUUCUGGACUCUGGCACCGGUGUCCCUUGCUCUCUCCCUGUCCCCCACCACGAGCCUCUCCUGCCUCGGUGGUCGCUGUCUGUUCUGCCACGUGCUGGAAGGAAGAGCCGUCGUGGUCUUUGUCCGGGCGCGAGCAAGGCCACUGGGUGUCCUUCUCCUCCUCCUUGGAUUUCUGCCCUCCACACACGAGGCAAGAUCCAGGGGCCACCGUCCGGGCCACCUGGCAGACCCUGAGCAGGCAGCCACAGGGAUGUGGCGUGUGCCUUGCCUCUCUCAGACACUUCAGUGAGGACUUCUGUGUGCAAUGUGUCUUCCUGUCGCCAGGUAGCCUUGGAAGUGAGGCGGCUGGGAGAACACGAGGUCCCUGGGGGCCAGUGCAAAACAGGAAUGUCACUCUCCAGUGUCACCUCUGGGCCAGAGGGAGUGAGUCCCUCCGGCCUCAUACGCUCCUCAGGCCCUCUGACCUCGGCUGGAAACACUCACAGUUUGGAGCGGGCAGGGCCUUACCCUGCUGAGGGUUUUGGGGGGCCCCCAAGGACAAACAUUCUGCCCCUUUCUCUGGAAAAAUCGGAAGCAUGGAAAGAGCGUCUCGCAGCCAGAAGGAGGAAACCCGCGUGAAUUUUUAUCACUUGCACUGAGGGGUUCAGAGAAUGAGCAACGAAAUAUUAAAAAUAAAAUUUCCUAUAGAUCAUCAUACUUGAAAAAAAUCGCAUUCCAUACAAAAAGGUCAUGCUGGGGACCAAAAAGGUAACCGUUCAUGGAAAACGAGCCCUAUGUGUAUCGUGUUGCACUGACACUGAGACGUUUGGUUUGGAAUAUAGAAAAUCGUGAAAGAUUAACAUUGAUCUGGGUGCUAAUUCAGAGACACAGCAGAGAUGCUUGCCUGGACCCAUACAUUCCAGACCUUCCGUGUGAUGCGGCGCGACGUCCAUGUGGGGUUGUCGUUCCUUUGUUAAAUACUCUCCUCUCAUAAGCUACCCUGUUGCAAGACUCGAUUGUCUCUGUGCCCAGCAAAUUUCAUAGCCUGCUGAACUGGAACGAGCGUGCCACACGUAAUAGGUGAGAGCAAGGAGAGAGAUUGCCUAAAAAACAAAGAAUCGCUCUCAGUUCCCGGAGGCAAGUAUGAAAACCAUAACUUGGCAUUUUUUAGGGCUAGGUUUCUUGAGCCUUAGAGUUGGCUGCCUGUGAAGGGCCAAGGAUGGGAGGCGGAGUCACGAAGAGAUAGAAAAAAUAUUAAACAGUUUUCACCUGCUUCGUAGCUCUCAGAUCUAUAUUAAAAAGAUUUAUGAACACAAACCAUUCGUGGUUUCUGAAAAGAAAGCACAAUUCAUUUUAUAUAGAGGGUUUUUUUUUAUUUUUUAAAUAUUUCUAUUGCAAAAGUCUAUCGGAGUUGAUGCACUUUUAAUAACUGGGGUAUUUCGCACAGAAGAAUGUUUGGGAACUGCCCCGGACAGGGUGAGGAAAGAAGGUUUUUAGCGAUUCACCACGGAUCAGUCAUAGGUGAGGAGCUGAAAAUGCAAUAGCUAAUUCCUUCCUGAAACCCAAAGGUUGUGACCUGAGGUGGAAUUUGUUGCUGUGCCUGCUCAGGCCUCCUGAAUUUCAGAAGGAGGAAGUGCUCACGUCUGUGUCCUUUCAGUGAGCACGAGCCUAAGACGGGAGGGAACUCGGUCACCAGGCUUCUGUUCUGGAUCUUAUCAGUGUUAGUAGCUACACCAUACUAGAGCUUCUCUAUUGUUUCUCUACCUAGAUCGGGCUCAGUGGUCUUCAAGUUGAGGCUGAAGGUGAUUUUCCUAAGAAAUUAGCUCAGUGGGCCAGGGAAUCAGUGGGAUCAUUGGUAUAAACUUGACAUGCCCAGGACUGCCCUUUGAUGUAAGGAGGGAUGAUUCUCCCCGCUUCACAGAGAAUGUAGACUUGGGAGAGGUCACAUGACUCUAGGUCAAUUCUCAGUAAGUAACAGACCAGGAGCCAAGCUCCCAGGUAUCACCCCUCCCAGAGCAGCCAGUGGGUUGGCCAUCCUUGGUGGGGGGCAGGUAGAGACAUAGCCUUGCCCUUGUGCUCAGUUCUCAUUGUUUAAGUUAAAACUUCAGCAAAUAUUUAAUUGACUCCUGGUGGCCCAGCAUAGAUCCUAAUAGCUGUCCUUCUCCAGUGCCCCUGUUUUUUUCCUGGUAAGGAUGAAAAGAUAUUUUUAACUACAAGGCACAGGCAACAUGGACCCUGAUGAUGUCCGUGCUGGUGUUCACGUCUCUGAAUCCUUGUGUGGCUUUCAGAAAAGCAUCCUAAUUACCUGCCUCUUCCUUCAGUAGGGUCCCUUUGAGAUGACACAGUAGCCUACAGUUGCAGUUUGAGAGUUAAAAAAAAAAAAUGUUUCUAGGACCUAGAGCAGCCCUGCUGGCGAAAUUCUCUUUUGACUCUAAUGUGCCAAUGUAACUUCCUUAAAGGAUCUAUGUAUUUAUUGUAUCUAGGAAACUAUAUAUACACUGUAGGUGAAUAAUUCUCUUUUUUAACUAAAUAUUUUUCCAACACAAGUUUAAAGAAUUGCUUAAUUAAUUAGGCCUUCAUUUUCAAAUAAUACUUUUAUCACUACACAGGAUUACAUCCUUUAGUUUAUUCCCAAAGCUAAUUAGCAUGAGGUAAUGACUCUACUUCAAAAAAAAAAAAAAAGGCAAUAAAAAGAAAUAAAUUUAGCUCUUCUCCUUGGGAGCAGAAAAGAAAAAAUGAACCAUGGUACUGAGAUGGAAAAUGCGUGUAGAAUCAGUAGCAGGGGGUUCCUGCCCUUUUCUAGUCUGGAAUUUGCCCUUACCAGCUCCAGCAGGGACAGGGUUGUUAGGUGUGCAGUGUCUAAAAGCCUGGCCCUGGAGGAAGGUUCUGGGUCAGCUGGUGGGAAGACUCAUGGUGAAGGGCACGGCGAGCAGGGCAGAGCAGAGCAGAGUCAUUAUCCUUCCCAGAACCUGCAGUCUGCUAGUCUCUGAAUCUCACCCAUGUGCAGAGACCUCGCGGCUCAUUGCCCCACGCCCCACACACACCUGUUAGGGCUGCGUCUUUCUUCUUCCUGUCAAUCCCCUGCUUUUAUAGACCCAAGCAGUUGAGAAGGCAGCACCCCCCCCCCCCAGAGCCAGGUUAAACCAGGUGGCCGGCAUGCACGUCACUCUAGGGCAGUCCUGCGGACCCCAACCAAAGACCCCCUCCUAGGCUGCCCAGCAGUCUAGGUCCCCAAGAAAGAAACUGACCCUCCUCUUCCCUUUUGAUGAGGAUCGAAAGCCUGACCACAUCAGCUGGAGCCCAGCCCUCAGGGAAUGCCGGACUCCAUACACGGGCUGGGAAUCUGGGAAGAGUGAGGAUGGCUGCUUGCUGGCCGCCUUUCCGUCCUCCUAGCAUUUCUCCUGCCGGAGUCCUAGGGCCCCACCCUCUCCUUAAGGUGGGGGUGGACAGAGGUGAGAUGGGUGAGAUGGCCUGGGGGAGGGUCAGUUCUGUACAGAGGUGACCCCCUACAGAGGUGGGGAGUGGAGGAGAGCCCCAGCCCCAGCAGCUGAAGCUGCUUCCAUGCCUUGCCCUCCUUCCCCGGCAUGAGAUGGGGGCCAGUGGGGUUCAGGCACAGGAACGGUGCAGGUGCUACCUGCCAUGCGUGGGGACUUUCUCCUGUGGGUCAGCAGGACGGAAGCGGAGACCCCGCAGCUGGGGCUGGUGCUCCUCAGUGGGUGUGGCGUUCUGAUGGGUCCAUGGCCCUGACCCUGAGUGGACAUUGAGGGUGGGGGUGGCCCCUUCUCUUCCCCACCCCACCCUUUCCUUCCCUCACAGGCCAUGUUCCUCCUUGACUGGAAGAGAUGGCUGGGCUGCGUAUGUGACGGGCUUUCAGCAAGCGCUUGUUGCUGGAAUAAACCAGGAACUUGCCGUUCGGGUGAAAAUCGUUAGGAGAUUGUUCCCACGUGCCGUGACUUAAAUAUUCCCAGGUCUAAUGCCCUCAGGGCAUGAUCUCUGGGUGUCUUUCUCCCCUUGGGGCAGUUAGCAGAUGUGUCCAGGACACCUGAGAUGGAUCACGUCUUGGCAGCUUUGUUGCCACAUUGUGCUCAUAGAAACUUCCAGAAAUUUCUAAAAAUGCUCUCUGGGCAGCUCUUGGGUGGCAGAAAAUCCAUCAUUCCCCCCACACUCUCCCCCACAUGCACCCAAAGUGCUGCCUCCCUGACCCCUGCCCUCUCUAUGUGGGUUCAUCCAGAGUGUCUGGACCCUCACCCCCACCAGGUGUGGACAAGGGCUGCCCGUCUCUUCUGGUGGCUGCCGCUGAUCACCUGACAAGGCUCCCUCCAGACCUUCUCAAAACACAGAGAAGGGGCCCCUCCAGCACUGGCGAGCCUUUCCCACUGCACCAGUCAUGUGGGCAGUAGAACAAGGCGGUCUUUCCGUGGAUCCAUCCCUACAAGGCAGAGAGCGCUAGAAAACGUUCCCCAAAGGGCAUAGAUCACAGGGGCACGGAGUUUUCAAAGACAUUUAGGUUGCUGUAUUUGCUUCUUAAUGAGGACUCUCAGGCUGGGAGACUAGCUUUGUGUCAGGCCAUCCCUCAAGCCUGGGAGCUAGCAGG